AUGGCACCAGCAUUCGACAUUUCGCCCGAAAAGCGGGCGUCACAGCUUGCAUUCAUCCAACGCCAGCUAUUUCGUGUACCCCCAACAUGGACCAAGAAAGACGUCGACCUAAGAGGCAAGACCGCCAUUAUCACCGGAUCCAAUACCGGCCUUGGGUUUGAGUGUGCUCGCCAGCUCCUCGAUCUUGGCCUUAGCAAGCUCAUUGUAGCCGUGCGCAGCGAAGCCAAAGGCGAAGAAGCAAAAAAGCUGCUUCUAGCGGGCCGAGAUACAAACAAGCCGCCAGUCAUUCAAGUGUGGAAGCUUGAUUUGUCGAGCUAUGAUUCCAUCACGGCCUUUGCAGAGCGCACCAAGACUCUGGAACGGCUAGACAUUACCAUCAACAAUGCAGGACUGAUGAAGAAAACUUUUGACAAAAGUUCUGCCGGACACGAAGAGACGUUUCAAGUAAACUACCUUGGUCAGGCUCUCUUCACAUUAUUACUCCUUCCAGUUAUUAAAGAGAAGAAUUCGCCGGAACAGCCCGGCCAUCUCGUCCUAGUCUCAUCAGAUACAGCCGCCUGGGCCGAGUUUAAGGGGAAGAAUUCCGAGUCGCUGUUUGCCGGAUUAGACAACCCUAAACUAUUCGAUAGCAGCGAUCAAUAUUUCACCUCCAAAUUACUGGGCCAGCUGUUUCUAACAGAACUGGUGAAGCGUGUGCCGCCAUCAGUCGCCAUCAUCAACGCCCCGAACCCAGGUCUAUGCCAAUCGAGUUUGGUUCGCGAUUAUGACAACGUGUUUGAGAGGGUGUUUGUUUACAUAUUCAAGCUUGUGCUUGGACGCCCUGGUUCUGUGGGAGCACGGGCAUUUACUGAUGCAGCUGUGAAGCAAGGCUCAGAAUCUCAUGGACAGUAUCUCGAGGACGGAAAAGUGCAGCCAAUGGCGCCUAUUGUAUAUGGAUUAGAAGGAGAAAGGCUUGCAGAGAAGCUUUGGGAGGAGACUAUGAAUGAAUUUGCAUUUGCAAAAGCAGCAGAUAUCGUUCAUUCAUUAAGCAGAUGA
Molecule: messenger RNA, 1035 nt
Organism: Trichoderma gamsii
Lineage: Eukaryota; Fungi; Ascomycota; Sordariomycetes; Hypocreales; Hypocreaceae
Exons: 1
Coding region: 1-1035 (344 amino acids)
Source: RefSeq, a predicted model, not a curated record